Messenger RNA from Thrips palmi, 2534 nucleotides. RefSeq names its product serine protease inhibitor 88Ea-like. Gene Ontology annotation, molecular function: serine-type endopeptidase inhibitor activity. The transcript has 6 exons. The coding region runs from base 132 to 1484 and encodes 450 amino acids. NCBI's taxonomy places the organism in Eukaryota, Metazoa, Arthropoda, Insecta, Thysanoptera, Thripidae. The record is from RefSeq and is a predicted model, not a curated record.
UGAAUCGCGCCGUCCGCGCCGACCGCCGUCAGUCAGUAGUGCCUCCGCCGUGACUGCAGCAGGACCCCGACUGGACCGAGCUGCUGCCAGAGUGAACGCCGCACCACACCGCAGUGCACCGCGUCGACAUCAUGAAGUCCCCGAGCACGGAAGGUGGAUGGCUGCCCUUGGCAGUGGUGGCGCUGUGCGUGGUGAGCGCCGCGGUCGCCGCCCCGCAGCAGGCGCCCUCGCCGGCCGCGCUGGCGCCCCCGAAGGAGCCCGCCAAGGCGCUGUGCGUGGACGAGGAGGCCAUGACGCAGGGCAUCAACGCUCGCCAGGCGCUCUCGGAGGGCCAGCGCGCCUUCUCCGUGAACCUGCUGCGCCACCUGGCCGCCACCUCGGAGGGCAACCUGUUCGUGUCGCCGCACUCCAUCUACCAGGCGCUGCUGCUGGCGUACUUCACGGCGGCCGGCCACACGGAGCAGUCCGUGAAGCGCGUGCUGCAGCUCCCCGACGGCCUGGGCAAGAUGGCCACGCUGUACGCCUACAAGUUCGACGAGAAGACGCUGGAGCAGCGCGCCCUCAACUCGUCCAGCUAUGAGCUGAGCUCCGCCAACCGCCUGUUCAUCGACAAGUCCCAGAGCGUGCGCGAGUGCCUGGCCGCCAUCCUGCAGGACGCCGAGCUGAAGGUGAUGGACUUCGCCAGCGACCCGGCCGCGGCCCGCGCCUCCAUCAACCAGUGGGUGGAGAACGUCACCAAGGGACACAUCCGGGACCUCAUCCCGGAGGACGGCGUCCACGAGAACACCAAGCUUAUCCUUGCGAACGCUGCCUAUUUCAAGGGCCUGUGGCAGUCCCAGUUCCCCGCCGAGAACACCCACGCCGAGGUGUUCCACAUCUCCUCUGACAAGCGUUCCAUCGUCAACAUGAUGAAGCAGAAAGGCAGCUUCAACUACAAGGUCUCCGAGCAGCUCGGCGCGCACGUGCUGGAGCUGCCCUACAAGGGCCACGACGUGUCCAUGUACAUCCUGCUGCCGCCCUUCGUCAAGGGCAUGGGCGUGGAGGGCACCGCCGGCGUGUCCAACGGCGUCGACGGCAUCCUGGGCGCGCUCACCCCCGACGUCGUCCUGGACCUGGUUGACGACCAGCUCAUGCCCCGGCAGGUGGAGGUGGCCAUCCCGACCUUCAAGGUGGAGCAGUCCGCCGACCUCGUCCAGACCCUGGAAGCGCUGGGCGUCGGCGACCUGUUCAAGCCCACGGCCAACCUGACCAGCCUGACCGGCCAGCCCGGCAUCCUGUUCGACCGCAUCAUGCACAAGGCCAAGAUCGAGGUGGACGAGCAGGGCACCAAGGCGGCGGGGGCCACGGCCUUGUUCGCGUUCCGAUCCUCGCGGCCGCUCACGCCCAUCCAGUUCAUCUGCAACCACCCGUUCGUCUACAUGCUGUACGACAAGGGCCAGAAGACGGUCCUCUUCGCCGGCGUGUACCGGACGCCCAAGGCCUGAGCACGUCGUUGUGCGAGCGUAUGUGUGUGUGAACUGAGACGCGCGAACAUCAAGCUGGAUGAAAGCGAACGAGACUGGGAGAGGCGGAGAAGAAACGAGCACUUCUUCAGUUCGCCCCGUCUGUCGUGCAGAGCGCAGCCAAGCGCAGCGUGCAGUAGGGCGAUUGCUUCAUUGAGACUGUUGGUCUGUCGGUGCGCCUACCAUACAGCAACUAAAACGCUGGACGUCAUGUCCCAGUCGAAACACUUUCUAGACGACUGUGAUUCUAAGUCAAAUUUGUGGAAUCCCCUCCCAUUGUAGUCCUGACGUUAGCGUGGGUCUUGUGUUUAGUUAUUGGGUUACCAAAGGUGGUGCCUGGCGAUGGUGGCCAACUACUGGAUCCAGAGCCAGAGGAGUUUCUACGUUCCUUCAGUUAAGUAAAGUUGUAAGAAAUCUACAGCAGCAAGGCAUCUUUUGCCACCUAAGAUAGAGAACUUCUCUAAGUGACAAAGGGGAGUUCUUUUAAUAUUUUUAUGGUUAUUAUUAUGAUUGAGGGUCUGUGUACACGAGCUAGUUUGCUGAUUAGCAAGACAUCUGUCCAUCCUGGUGAAUUAGUGUACUCUCAUUUUUCUUUAGGAAGCUUGAAUUUCUUAAGCUUCUAUACACUUAUGACAUUGUAUUUAUUUCUAUAAUUCGGUGAAGAAAAUUUUCUCAGCAGAUUUUUUUAUACAUUUUCUUCAGUCAGCAUUGUACUUAUUAUUGUUUAUUUUCCCUGUGUCUAAAAGGGCAGAAAGAUGAAGUUGUAUAUUUUUUGUUGAAUUUGUUAAGUUUAUACUGCUAAAUUAUUGGUUUUACAGAUCAAGGUGGAAUCUCCUGUAGUCUGUUGGUGCCUCCUGUGAGAGGCAAUUUUAGAAUUGUUGACAUGUCAUCAUGGAUUGAAUUGUUUUCACUGUGGUCAUGUCUCAUGGAUGUUCUUCAAGUAAGAUCUCUCUUAUCCAGGAACUAUAACAACACAGCAAAAUAUUUAAUUUAUUUAUGAAAUUGAAAAUAAAAAUUAAAGUAUUUAUCAUC